CCAGUGGGUGUGACCUGGGUGCAACCAGUCAUAGCUCUGGAGAGGUCACUGUGAUUUGGAGCCUGGAGGACCUGUCCACAAGUCGGAAGGGACUGUGGAACUCACACAGCUCUUGGCCUAAGCCCCUGUUACUGAGAGAAAGGAAGCUUUUGCCAAGGACUCCAAGGGGAGAUAAAUGCUGAGAGUGGACUCAGCCCUCCCCAAGACAUUGUGUGAGCCGGGCCAGGCCUCCAGACACAGCCCCUCCCGCCCACCCCAGCCAGGGUGGUGCUUGUGUGGGAAGGACUUUAAAUCCAGCUGCCAGACCCCUGGAUGGGAAAGGCAGAGAGGGCUGGCCACCAUGCACGGCUCUCGUAGUCUCCUGGCGCCCCUGCUGCCACUGCUGCUACUGCUGGUGGCCGCCACAGGCCCUGCUGGAGCCCUCAGUGAUGAAGAGAAACGUGAGAUGGUGAAGCUGCACAACCACUACCGUGCCCAGGUGUCCCCGCCGGCCGCUGACAUGCUGCAAAUGAGGUGGGACGAGGAGCUGGCCGCCUUCGCCAAGGCUUACGCGCAGCAGUGCAUCUGGGGCCACAACAAGGAGCGCGGACGGCGCGGCGAGAACCUGUUCGCCAUCAUGGACGAGGGCAUGGAUGUGCCGCUGGCCGUGGAGCAGUGGCACCAAGAACGCGACCACUACAACCUCAGCGCCACUGCCUGCGACCCGGGCCAGAUGUGUGGCCACUACACGCAGGUGGUCUGGGCCAAGACAGAGCGGAUUGGCUGUGGCUCCCACUUCUGUGAGAAGCUCCAGGGCAUUGAGGAGACCAAUAUCCAAUUGCUGGUUUGCAACUAUGAGCCCCCGGGGAACGUGAAGAGGCAGAGGCCCUACCAGGAGGGGACUCCGUGCUCCCAAUGUCCCUCCGGCUACCACUGUGAGAAUUCCCUCUGUGAACCCAUCAGAGGCCCUGAAGAGGAUUUGCCUUCCCUGGUAACUGAGGCCCCAUCUUCCCUGGCAACUGAGGUCCCUUUCUUUUUGGCAACUCACAGCCUGCUCUCCUUGGAUGAGGGGCCAGCUCCCUUCCCCAAAUCGACCAGUGAUCCCAUCCCCAAAUCAGCAGACAAGGAGGCCAGCAGGACAACAAUGCCCUCCAGAAGCCCAGAGAGUUCUCUGCACCCCAAGGUGUCCCUGACAGGGACACAGGAGCCGCUACCCUACUCCCAGGAGGAGGGCGAGGCUGAGGCCGAGUUGCCUCCUUCCAGUGAGUUCUCAGCCUCAGUUAUUCCAGCCCAGGACGAGCCAGGUGAGCUGCAGGCCACACUGGACCACAUGGGGCACACCUCCUCCAAGUCCCUGCCCAACUCCCCCAAUACCUCUGCCACCGCUAACGCCAUGGGCGGGCGUACCUUGGCCCUGCAGUCGUCCUUGCCAGGUGCAGAGGGCCCUGAAAAGCCUGGCAUCAAGUCAGGGCUGAACUCGGGCCCUGGUCCUGUCUGGGGCCCGCCCCUGGGACUGCUGCUACUGCCUCCCCUGGUGUUGGCCGGAAUCUUCUGAAGGGCUCACCACUCAAAGGCAAGGCUGGUGGGGGCACCCUGGCCUCAUGCCCACUCUGGAUUGUCUGUCUCCGAGUAAGAGGCCACAGCUCCCUGGGCAGGUCCUGCUCUGUGGCCCAACAGCCCCUCUUCACCCCAGCUCCUGCCCAGACUCCAGGCUAGUGCCCUUGUGCCCUCAGGCGGCCUCUACAGGGCCACACCCUGGCACUGCCCCAGGAGUGCCUCUGCCUCUGGGGAGGCCCACUCCUCAGCUAGCUGCAGAUUGUUCUGAGCAGUGUUCCUGUGGCCACAGGUGCCUGUUCUCCAGUUGUCCUGUGGCCAUGGCCUGCUCUUCUAGAGACAGAAGAUCUCACGGCAUGCCAGGAGUCCCUUGGCCCCUCCAGUCCCCUGGCCUCUUCCUGGAGCCAUCCAAGUCCUGGGCUGUUCCCAGGAGUGCCUCCUGCCUUCCCAGGGUGAAGAGACCAGCUAUCCUCCUGCCAUCUCCCCCACCCUGUCCCCAGCACCCCCAACAAGACACAUCUUGGCUGAGGGCCCUCUGGAGGCUGCAGGGCAUGUGCCUCAUCCCCAGACAUCUUGGGGCACGAGGCAGGGCUGGCUGCGAGCUCAGGUUGCCGCCCGAUGACUGCACACCUGGCCUGGACCCCUCCUGCCUCUCCCAUCUCGGUCCAGGGUCGAGGGGAAGGGUGGGGAUUCUGGAGAGAUCCCUGCCUGCUGGCCUAGGGCUGUCUGCCUGUGCAGGGUGGGGGUUCUCUCUGAGUGCCUUCCUCCCCUACUCACCUGUGUAGCUGGGGGGCAGUGUGAGGGGACAAGUCCCGCCUGAGUGGGGUUCUGUGAGUGGGGCAGGCAGGGGCCAGGGAAGGGAAGCAGCCCCUGCCUCCUGAAUAAAAGCCUGUGCUCGAGUUCCCCAAGUCUCCGUGCUUGGGCGGGGUGGGGGGCAGGGGGCGAAGAGGCUCAAUGCUUCCCCCCACCAACCUGUGGCACUGUUCCUUCUCCUUUACCCCCCCACUCCCCAAUACUCCAUUUAGUUAUUUGGGGCACUCUUCCUUUCCUUUCUGUAACUCCCCCCCACCUACCCACCCAAUCUUCAGGUAGCUGACAGGAAAGGGAAAGGGCCAAGGGAAGGCCAAGGGUGGUGGGCUGACUCCCAGCUCCAGGAGUCACCAGUGGAGCUAGCGGGGUUCAGGACCCAGGAUCAAGGAGUGGCAUACAACCUCAGUCGGUGACUGAGGGCAGCCUUGGACCAAGCUGGGGCUGAUGGGGAGAGACAGAGCAACUGUCUCAGGGCCAAAGCCAGAGUGUGCGUGGUUAAACAGGCAGCAUCCAAGUCAGGCCAGUGCUGCACGCCGACCAUAUAUAUAUGUGAUAUAAUGUAUCUCUAUUAAGAUAUAACACAAAACUCACCCAUUUAAAGUGUACCACUCAAGGGUUUUUAGUAUAUUCACAGGGUUGUGCAACUAUCACACUUUUAGAACAUUUUCAUCCCCCCAAAAAGAAAUCCCAUACCCAUUAGCAGUCACUCCCCAUUUUCCCUCCACCCCCCACCCACAGCCCUAAGCAACCUCUAAUCUAUUGUCUCUAUGGAUUUAUCCAUUCUGACGUUUCAUAUAAAUGGAAUCAUACAAUAUGUGGCCUUUUGUGACUGGCUUCUUUCACCCAGCAUAUUUUCAAGGUUCAUCCAUGUUGUACCAUGGAGCAGUACUUCAUUCCUUUUUAUUACCAAGUAAUAUUCCUUUGUAUGGAAUACAUUUUAUUUAUCCAUUCAUCAACUGGUGGACAUCUGGGUUGUUUCCACUUUUUGGCUAUUAUGAAUAAUACUGCUAUAAACAUUCGUGUAAGUUUUUGUGCGGACAUGCGUUUUCAUUUCUCUUGGGUGUAUACUUAGGAGUGGUAUCAUAUGGUAACUCUAGAUCACAUGUAACUCUAUGUUUAACUUUUUUAGGAACUGCCGGACUACUUGCCAAAGUGGCUGUACCAUUUUACAUUCGCACCAGCAACACACAAGGGUUUCAGUUUCUCCACAUCCUCGCCAACACGUUAUUAUCUGUCUUUUUUAUUAUAUCCUUCCUAGUGAGUGUAAAGUAGUAUCUCAUUGUGGUUUUGAUUUUCAUUUGCCUGAUGGCUAAUGAUGUCAAGCAUCUUUCCAUGUGUUUAUUGGCCACUUGUAUAUCUUUUUUGGAGAAAUGUCUAUUGAAGUUGUUUGCCCAUUUUUUUUUGCGUGAGGAAGAUCGGCUCGUGAGCUAACAUCUGUUGUCAAUCUUCUUUUGGUGAGGAAGCUCGGCCCGUGAGCUAACAUCUGUUGUCGAUCUUCUUUUUUUUUUUUUGUGAGGAAGAUCAGCCCUGUGCUAACAUCUGCCAAUCCUCCUCUGUUUUUGCUGAGGAAGACCGGCCCCUGGGCUAACAUCCAUGCCCAUCUUCCUCCACUUUAUAUGAGACAAGGUCACAGCAUGGCUUGCCAAGCGGUGCGUUGGUGCGCACCCGGGAUCCGAACAGGCGAACCCCAGGCCGCCGCAGCGGAGCGCGCGCACUUAACCGCUUGCGCCACUGGGCCGGCCCCCCCAGUCUUCCUUUUUGCUGAGAAAGAUUAGCCCUGAGCUAACAUCUGUGCCCAUCUUCCUCUAUUUUGUAUAUGGGUCCAUGCCCGGGAUCCGAACCCACAAACCCCGGGCUGCUGAAGUGGAGUGCAUGAACUUAACCACUACGCCAUUGGGCUGGCCCCCUGUCUGCCCAUUUUUUAACUGGGGCAUUUUUUUUUUUAUUAUUGAGUUGUAGGAAUUCUUUAUAUAUUCUAGCUACAAGUCCUUUAUCAGAUAUAUGAUUUGUAAACAUUUUCUCUCAUUCUGUGGAUCGUCUUUUCAAUUUUUCUUGAUGGUAUCCUUUGAACACAGCAGUUUGUAAUUUUGAUGACAUCCAAUUUGUCUAUUUUUUUUCUUUUGUUGCUUGUGCUUUUGGUGUUAUAAGAAACCACUGCCUAAUCCAAGGUAAUGAAGAUUUAUGCCUAUGUUUUCUUAUAUUUAAGUCUUUGAUCUAUUUUUAGUUAAUUUUUGUAUGUGGUGUGAGGUGGGAGCCUAACUUCAUUCAUACAUGUGAAUAUCCAGUCGUCCCAGCACCUUCUGUUGAAGAUCAUUCUUCCUCCAUUUAAUUGUCGUUACCCUUGUUGAAAAUCAAUUGACCAUAAAUGUGAAUUAUUAUUUCUGGACUCUCAAUUCUAUUCCAUUAAUCUAUAUGUCUUGUCUUUAUGCCAGUACCACACCGUCUUGAUUACUGUAGCUAGUAGUAAGCUUUGAAAUUGGGAAGUGUGAGUACUCUGACUCUGUUCUUCUUUUUCAAGAUUAAGCUCUCCUGGGUCCCUUGAAUUUCCACAUGAAUUUUAGGAUCAGCUUGUCAAACUUCUGCAAAGUCAGCUGAGAUUUUGACAGGGAUUGUGUAAUCUGCAUCUUAACAAUGUUAAGUUUUCCAAUCCAUGAACAUGGGAUGCCAUUCCGUUUAUUUAGAUCUUUACUAUCUUUCAACAAUGUCUUGUAGUUUUCAAAGUAUAAGUUUUGCAAUUCUUUUGUUAAAUUUAUUCAUAAUUAUUUUAUUAUUUUUGAUGCUAUUGUAAAUUAAAUUAUUUUUAUUAAUUUCA
Diceros bicornis minor is the source of this 5155-nucleotide messenger RNA. RefSeq names its product peptidase inhibitor 16 (gene PI16). The transcript is spliced from 6 exons. Bases 176 to 1534 code for a protein of 452 amino acids. The record is from RefSeq and is a predicted model, not a curated record. NCBI's taxonomy places the organism in Eukaryota, Metazoa, Chordata, Mammalia, Perissodactyla, Rhinocerotidae. Gene Ontology annotation, cellular component: extracellular region.